Molecule: messenger RNA, 1800 nt
Organism: Aspergillus pseudonomiae
Lineage: Eukaryota; Fungi; Ascomycota; Eurotiomycetes; Eurotiales; Aspergillaceae
Product: spherulation-specific family 4 protein
Exons: 3
Coding region: 585-1445 (286 amino acids)
Source: RefSeq, a predicted model, not a curated record
GCGAAGUUGACGGCACUUGCACCUGGCAGAAGUAGACACUGAGGAUACCGUCUGUUGUUGACACAGGGAGAAAGGAUAAGCCGCAGAAGUGACACUGUCAGUCGUGCAGAUUGCCUGAUGAUCGCAAGCCUGUCGGAGGUUUUCUAAUGCCAAUCUUUGAAGCUUAAUGAAAACUCUGCGAUGUUGUACCGACACGGGGUGAUCUGUCAUCGCGAUGGUCGCGGAGCUGUCGGAUGAAGUCUGGAUAAUCAGCGCAUCCUUCGAUAUGUUCCGUAGCCCUGCAUAUAUUAUACGGUGUAUAAAUUUUCCAGUCGACACAUGUUGCAGAGAUCUGUCGAUCGUAGCGAUUCGUCGAGCGCAAAGGUACCAAGAGGUUCUAAUUCCUGGACCCGUGAACUAAUGCUGCUCCAAACUCCACCCGCGCCAUGGCUGAGUUGGCUGGCGUCAACUUUAACUACCACUUUUCUACAAGUACUACUGGGAUCCCGCCUUGAUUUGGAUUCCGUGGCUUUCUGACGCCAGAGCGACCCGGUCAGCACGAUUGAGUUCUUCCAUCCCCCAAUUGAGCGCGACACGGCGACGAAAUGCAGGCGCUGCAGGCGUGGGAUCCUAUAAAAAGGAUCAAAAUGCGACUGAGCGACCGACAGCUCAAGAAAAAGCAAAGCGAAACCUCGCCAACGACUGUGCAGACGCCACCUUCCUCAGGCAUAAUCGUUCCUCUGUACAUUUAUCCACUGUCGCCAACAACCUGGGAUCCACUCUAUGACUCCAUCACCGCUAAUCCCGACGUGCAUUUUCUGGUGAUUGUCAAUCCCAACAGUGGACCGGGAGCCCCCCCAUUGCCUGAUGCCAACUACGUGCGUGAAAUCGCCCGACUGAAUGGUUAUGCGAACGUGGUCACCGUAGGUUACAUCGCCAUAAACUACUGCAAGAAGCCCCUCUCCGAAGCCUUGGAAGAGGUCCAGACGUAUGCCACCUGGGCUGAGGAUUACGUGAGAACUGGUCUGGGCGUGGGAGGCAUCUUUCUCGACGAGACCCCGAACCUCUCCUCGCCUGAAGCGGUCGAGUACCUGGCCGUCCUCCAGGACCGUAUCAAACGCACGCCGGGGCUUUUAGGCCAUCGAUUGGUCAUCCAGAACCCAGGAACACCGCCCGAUGCGCCCCUGGCUAAUAUAGGGCCCGAUCUGAUCCUGACUUGUGAGGAACCUUAUUCUCGCUAUCGGUCGAAUGAAGUCCAGCAUCGCCUUCGCCUACUCCAUUACGAUCGCGCGCGAUGUGGAUUUAUGAUACACUCGGUACCAGUGGACGACCUGCGCCCAUUGGUGCACGAACUACGUCACCGCGCGGCGUACCUUUUUGUGACCGAGUUUUUCGGUGAGUUCUACGAGCGCUUUGGACCGAAUAGCUGGACUGCUAUGGUGGAGGCUUCCCAGUCGCAACCUUGAGGUGGUUCAUCUUUUGGCUGUGUGGUUUUGUGUGUGGAGCAGCUGGCUGUGGCUGGAGCGGUUCCGCCAGGUCAGAAUUUUCUUUUCACCACCCUUCGUUACCCUAUCUUGUUUCUCCAUAUAGCAACACCGCCAAGUGUUUCAUGUCUCUUCUCCUUGCAAAAGGUUUCCCCGGAACAACGGAGUAGGUUCCAGACAAAUGGGUUUUCCUAUUGCUUUCUGCCUAGUGUGUACUAUUGUAUUGUUUGGUGCGGACAGCAUAGAGGGGUUCCUUAGCGAACGGGACCAUCAAGAACAUAGAAUGUAUUCUUUACACUAGAGAAAUAACCAUACUACUUAGUACUUAUCCACCCUC